AAUUUAUGGAUGUAAAUCAAGUGAAUAUAUGUUACUGAUAUUUAUUUAUUUAUUGACAUUUUGUUGGUCUAAUGUUGUGAAAUAUAACCUCGUUGCUUGGAACAAUCAAGAUCAUAAUUACUACGUAACAGUAUCAAUCUAAGUAAGGAGAUUUAAUUUAUUUUCCUUAUAAUCUGACAUUCCAGUGUAAAGUAAUCCAUAAAUAUCAUCGCAGCUUAUUUUACACUGAACUGGUGUUGAGUGGUGAUAAACAGUAAAGAUUAUUACCCGACUUCAAUAGAUACUGAAGUUUAAAGUGUGUUCUGUAUUUUUGUGGUUUAAGAACCUUUCUUGCAAAAUUUAAAAUGCGUAAAGUUAUUCAUAUCAUUUUACGUGCAUGCGUGUAUAAAUGAUAUAAAAGGGACAUACGCUACACAAAGGCGUGGAAGACUGUGUAUUCUGGAGUUAACAGGCAUGGAAGAAUUUUAUAAGGUUAACGGGCUUUUGCAACAUACAAUUUGGAAGUAAAACGUCAGUUUUCAAUACUAAUUAGGUAGUGUAGAGAAUUAUAGCCCCAUCUAUAUCAACUGUAAUAAUGCAUACUGUCAGUUUGACUUAAUAGUGUGAAGCUUAAUUUCUGCUUUCAUUGCGUACUGUUACAUAUUAAACUGCACAAUGAGACGACACACGGAGACAUUUAGCCUAAAUCAACAUGCUAAUUGCAAGAAGAAAAAGCUUUUUCUCCACAUGACAACGUAAAGUUAAACCGAAACGUUGACUCUGAUAUUGACAUUUGUCAAAGACGAAGUAGGCAAACGAAACUUACAAAUUUUAUAAUAAAAUCUACUUCUCUACAAACCUAAGGGGUCAUUUUAAGUAGUCAUACAUAUAAAUGAACUGAUAAAAUAGUGCAAAUGUAAGUUUGGUAAUGUGGGUUGUGAGCUGCGUCAUCACUGGUGAGAGACUGUGAAGCUUAUCAGUUUAAAACAUUUUGAUACUUCAAACUCUGUCAAUUUCGGGAAGAAGAAGUUUCGUGCACGAAGUAGACAGCUAUGUGACGUAUCUGGAAUAAGAUUCAAGUAAUCUGAGGGCGUCUGUACAAGGUUUGGAAUCGAUUAAUCAGAAUGAUACCUUACCGACAAGACGCCUCCCUUCAAUAUUCGGAGCCAGUGCAACUGAAAGAGGACUGAUAGGAUACGCUGGCUGGACUUCGAAAGGCGUGUGACAAGAGGUAUCUUUCUCCGUCCCGGAUGUUACAGCCACAAACAAAUGCAAACAGAGAUCUGCUGACAUCACACACAUAUCCAUUUUCCUCUCAGCUCCAAGAAGAUCACUGCUUCAAUGGGGCAAAUAGUAGACUAGUACUGUUGUCUGCACCAAUAGAAUGGUCAUAUUGGCAACUCUGCUCUUCCUUCAUGGAGCAGGCUUGGUUGGGUCGAUGCCAGGAACAGGUGCCCCUGAGAACAUCACCAUUGUGUUCCUGAGCCCAAACUCUGUCAAGGUGUCAUGGGCAACAACCAUGGAUAAUGUAGAAAAAUAUGAUGUCAAUUACAAACCUACAAAUGCCAGUUACAGAACAUCAGAUGUGGUUGCUGGAAAUUCCAACUUCAUCACUCUCAGAAACUUAGAACCAAGCACACAGUAUCAAGUUACAGUGGUUGCUGUCAAGGGAGGCAAGAGGUACCGCAGCAGACCAACUAUAUUCCUUACAAUGGAACCUCCUGAACCUCCAAAUACCUCUGCACAGCGUCACCCAGACUCAAUCAUUACAGGGGUACCCACUACAAUUCCGUCAAACAGUGAAGAGAUACCCAGUUCAAAAAACCCACAGCAGAACAUUGAAGUGCGGGGCGUGGAGGUGGGUAUUGUCCUGCUGGUUCUAGUGGUCUGGAUAGCAGCCAUUGCACUCUUCUUCAACCGCUGGGGAAAGAUUCGCAUGCUUCUACCAUAUCAGCCUGACUACAAAGAGCAGCUGAAGGUGCCAGGCUCUGGUGCAUGUGCUGUGGCAGCAGGGGGUCCUUGCCCUGGCCAACAGCAUGGUUCAAACCAGGGUUGCCCCCAGCAUCUUCAUUGGCCAUCACAUCAACAUUUUGACUUGGACCAGUGGCCGGGUCGUUCAGCUCACCCUGCAGGCCGACCUCGAGUCAAUUCAGCCAUCUACAUUAGUUCAGCUGUAGGAGCAGGAGGACAUGACUCAGAAUUCAGUCGCCUUCAACCACUCCGUUCAGAAUUGUGGCGGAGAGCUCGAAGUGCCGAGAACAUCCCUUUAAGUGGUAUGGAGCCACUGCAACAUUCAUUUCCUGUUGCUGGCUGUAAUAGAGUGACCCCAGCAGUGCUUCCAGUCUUGUCUGUCUCUGGCCCCUCUCCUCCAGAACAGCAGCUGGAUGAGCAUUUCUGAAUACAUCUAAAGCUCCUGUAAGGUCAUUCAAGUUAGGAACAAAAACACAUUGUUUUUCGUAUGUUGUCAGUUCUUACUUGUUUUUGCAGUGUGUGGUAUAUCUCUGAUUUCUGUUAUUGAAUCUCAUGUGAUCUCAGAUACCAAAUGUUCCAAGCAUAUACUUACUUAAUUAACCUUUACAGAGCUAGAUCAAAGGACCUAAUAUGUAAGUAGAGUCAUGAACUUCUUUUAAUUUUGAAUUACAAAGAUAAAGUGAUUAUGAUAGAUAAUUUUCAGGUAUAAAACAUUUAAAUUUCAUACUGGUAUAGUUUUCUGCUCUUACGACCAGAGGGCUGUUGUAAAUAUUAACAUAUGCCAGAUGUGUAAGGACAUUUUAAUCAAUGCUGGUGUAUUAUGAAAUUCUGUUAUACUUUUUAUCUGAUUUGUUUUGACAUUGCAAGAGUAUAUGUUAUGACAGUUUAAGUUGACUUAAGUUUUUACAGUUACUGAAUUCAUUUAAAUCCUUGUGGGCAAUCAAUUACUUUAUUGCAGAGUAAAGCCUUAUGGUCAUGUCACAUCUGUCCUUAAUGAUGGAGGCUGAGAUAGUCUCCAAAAUGUUUGCUUUUACACCACAGUAACAUGGAUGACCGAGAGAAUUGCAUUGGAUAUGAGAGUUGUUGAAAAGAGGUAUGAAGAUAUUACUUUCUUAAUCUUAAUAUAUGUAUACUGGUACUAUUAGCCAGUUUCCAUGUCUUAAUGCAGAUAAGGCUGUAAUUUGAAUGGUAUUGACUCUGGAUAUUGGCCAAAUCUCUAUCUUGCCAAACUAAGGAGUACAUACAUGAUAAUAUUACUAUGGUGUAAAAAAAGAGGUAAAAUAGUUUUGGCAGCAUAUCACAAAUCAGACAUAUUUAAUAUUAAUGAUACUAGAACAGAUGAAUCCACAAUUUGAACUUUUGCAGCCAUUUCACAAAAAUGGUUUAUUGUAGUAUAUAUAAUUAAUAUAAAUGUUUUUCAAUGUGGACUCCUGUAAAUUUUUAGAACACUGAGAAACCUAUUAAAAGCUAUUGAAAUCUAAUUUUUUUAAGGCUUUUAAGAAAAUCAGUGUCCACAUUUGAUGAUAUGCUUUUUAGUCAUUCAUCUUCCUGGAUUACAGGUAAUGACUGUAGGUAAGAUUGAAGUACAACCAAAUUUUUGCAUAUAAUAAAUUAUAUUUAUCUGCAACUAAGGAAAUGAUCAAUAUUUAUUUUGUUUUGGAAAUAUGGAAAUGUUCCUUGAAUGUUUCCAGGUAUCAGAAAAUGAAAAUCACAAUAUGUCUAAUAAUACUCCAUUUGCUUGUAUAAAAGAAAAUUGGAUAAAAAUGGAUUUGAGAAAUUUUAGAAGAGUACAGCUGUCUAGUUUCCUUUCAAAUACAUUGAACAUUUUUACUUUUCUGACAAACCCAAACAUGAAAAAUGGGCUAAUUAUUAGUCCAAGCUUUUUUCAGCUGUGUUAAUUAGACAGUUUAUUUUGUAAACAUUAUUUUUGUUGAUUCUUAUACUGUAAUAACAUAUACAAUCUCAAUGUCAUCCCUGCUUCUGAGGUCACAUUAGGAAUAAUAUUACUUGCUCCCUUAUGUUUUGAAUGGUUCCUGAACAGAGCAAGUCCUUUGGGGUAUGACUCUAGGUAGGACCCAUAGGAAGUUCCCGAUUCAUAUACAAACAAGUAGAGACCCCAGCAAGACAAGAGUUUUUCUUCCUUAUGAUACUCUAGCAGUGCAAAGAGUGGUGUGCACAAGAUAGCAAUACAAAUGGUUGCAAAUUUUUUCACCCCUCAGGAAGUAUUCUGUACAUGAGUACACACUUAAAUGUGGUAGAAUCUAGACAGUUUGUUCUUGUACAUUUAUCAUUUGGAUCCACUCCCAUUUCAUACAUAAUAUGUACAUUUUUUCAGCAAGUUUUCCUGUAAAUGAUUUCAAGCUUUUGCAUUAAUUCAUUAUUUAUGUUGAUCAUGCUUUUGGGUUGUGGCACUAUGUAGAAGUUGGCAUGUUGUUGACAUUACUGAUGAUCAUACUGAAAGCAGAAUCAGCAUCAAGUUUUCCCAUUAAAAAUGCUUUGUAUUCUUUGUACUAAAGAUUCAAUUUUUCUAGAAACUAGAAGCUUGAAGGAUGAAGUAUCAAAACUUGUCUUUUCAUUAAUUGUCAGUACUCAUCUAAUGUUGCUGUACAUCCAAUGUUCUUCCUUAAAAUUGUUAGUAUUGUGAGUUACAAUAACUUAUGAUGGACAGUGAACAUUAUUUUGCUACAACUUGUUUUAUGUUUUUUCACUUUCACUUAUGAAGCUAUCUAUCCAUAACAUAAACAAAUUACUGUUAUUUAUUCUCAUCACUGUUUCCUUAGUUACUUUCAUGUGUUUCAACUCUUAGUUCAUAGAUUAUUAUCCACUUCUAACAGUUUUAAUUUUCUCUGUGAUCCACUGACAAACACAUCUGUUAUGUAUAAAUAUUUUCUCCAGUUUGCCCAGACAAUUUAAUAUUUCUCAGCAUUAUAUAUAUUGUGAGUCAUCUGUUGUAUCAGUGGGAACUGAAUGGUAGAUUCUGAAAGACAGUGAGUUAUAUUAAAAAAGACUUUCAUAAUGGGCAUUUUAAAGAAUGAGAAUGAAUAAAAAUAAGGCCAGUAUUUACACAGACAUAUUUAUUUAUUGUAAUAUUCAAUUUGUUAUGUAUUUUUCCACACUUUCUUGCCUAUAAGAACUGGAUGUAACCCUUCAGUGUAAAUAUGCAUAUAUUUCCCCACAGGUUGCCUUGUUUUCUACUCUGAACUAUUUCCAUGUAUAUUCUUCCUUCACCUGUUAAAACAGUUUUAAUAGUUAUACUGUUGUUAAAUAGAAACUGUUUGAAUAACAGAGUGAUAACGACAAAAAAAAAAAAAAAGAUUUCUGAAAUGCAGUAAUGUGAAGUGAUUCUUGGAAAACAAAAGUGAACUUCAGGAAUGUGUGUACAACUGUAUGUCUGAUCGACCAUCCUAAGAACAAUAUCUGCAUCAUCAGUGAAUUGGACAAAUGAUUAAUAUGGUUAAAAAGAACUUAUUUAAUGUGUCUGUAAAAGUUGAUACAAUGUAAGUGACAAAAGAAUACAAAAUGUGUAUAAUGUAUGUUACUGUACUUCUAGCAUGAUAUCUUCUACCAACAAGGAUUAAGAUAUGUGA
Messenger RNA from Zootermopsis nevadensis, 5537 nucleotides. RefSeq lists its product as uncharacterized. Gene Ontology annotation, molecular function: protein binding. Lineage: Eukaryota; Metazoa; Arthropoda; Insecta; Blattodea; Termopsidae. The record is from RefSeq and is a predicted model, not a curated record.